GGCAAGUGUUGCCGAAAGCACGAACUUGUCCGAUGUAGAAUGGCUUGUUAUGCGAGCUCGUGGAUACUCCAAGACCGAUCAUUAUUCUGCAAAGGCUUGGCUUAUUACUGCCAGAUCGCUGUAUCCCAGAUGCUUUUUAAUUCAAUUUGAGUCUUAUCAGUUGGAGAAAUCGGCGAAGAACGUCAAAGAUGCUGCAAAGUUAUUGGAAGACAUGUUAAAGAAUUUUCCCAAUGAGAGUUACCUGUGGGCAGAGGUACAUACAAUACUGGCUACCCUGCAGGCAGAUGGUGUAGAACCAAAAACAAGUUUCCUUACAGAAAUAUUUGCUGCAAUUCCGACACACAUCCAGUGUCGAAUGCUCCUGAAUGUAGCAGAAAAGAUUGUCGAUGUGUUGGAAAGAUGUCGCCUUUUGUUAUUGGCCAUGAAGAAAUUCCCCGACCUCGUCUCGGAACAUGGGCUAAAGCUUGUGGAGAUGUUGUCUGUGGAGGAGAAAAAGGCAGCCAUGAUGAGCCCAGUCAACUGUUACAGGAAGCUACUGGUGUGUGACACACUGCCGCUGAUUCUUGAGAAGGGGCGACAUCUCGAUAUGAAACCCUGCCAGCUUUACACCUGGCUACAGAGGGCGAUCGAAUUCUAUGUCAGUUACAUCACCCAGCCAGCUAGUUCAGAUACCCCCCUGUCACCAGAUUUACUAUCUCCAUCCAAGUCCUGUAAGAAGUCCCCAGCGAUUCCAGGUCUCCUGGCACGCGAGAGUCAGAUCGGAGAUCCCUGGUCCGGCUUGUUUAGACUCCUACAGCUUGUCAGCAGUCACCUGGGCUGGGACAUAGAAUCAGACCUCUUCACCAAGUCUAAGGACUAUCAGUGGCACUUUCUGCUGAAUGUGUUCAACCAUGCGAAACAGGCUCCAUCGUCGGAGAGUUCUCAGAAACAGAUUCUCUUCAUGUCCACCGUGGUCUUUCUCCAGUGUCUCAACACGUACAUCAGCAGUCUUGACUCUGACACAUCACAAGGCGGACUGCGUACCCCAGUGGUGUUGGUUGAAGGUUUCACAUCAGAGAGUGAUGAAGUCAUUGCACAACCGAAGCCGAAACGUCUCCGAAGUGAGCCGGUGUUACCACAGAUCCAGCCUUCGCCCAGCAUCGGUAACUCGGGCAACAUCAUUGAGAACUUCCUCACCGCCAUGAAGUGUUUCGAACUGCUGCACUCCUCGGAGGAGCUGCGGAGAGAGUUUAUUGGUCUGUGUCAGAACUGGCGAGUUGAGAUGUGGUCGUGGAUGAGUCACUUCCAAACAGACAUGUUCAUAUACCAGGGGGCAUUCCAAGACGCAGUGGGACAGUUACAGAAUUUCAUCACUGGAGCGCAAGGGAAGACACAGGUGCGUGUCUCUCUACAACUGGCGUCUUGUUUCUACUGUCUGAGAAAAUUCUCCAAAGCAUGUGAACUGUUGCUGGAUGUUUUGACAUCUCUGCCAGAUGGCGGUGGGACAUCUGAGACUGCAGGUCAAAGGUCACAGGGGACAUCGGGUCAAGGGAGACAACUCCUACUAAUGCAGUGUACAGAGAGUGAGGUUCUUCCUUACUGCAUUCAGCUUAUUAUAACAUGUUUGAAGGAUCGAAUAUUUUCUGCCGGCCAGUGUACAGACAUGAUCCUCGGUCACCUGAUAAUCUUACUGCAGUUUGAUUGGCCGAGAUACGAGGGACUGUUCACCGAGACGGUUGCUAUGAUACAAAAACAAGGCUCCUUCACAUACAACCUGUUCUUCGUCUACAUCUACAAUCUUGACAUGCUGGAGGAGUUUGCCUUCCUAGACACCAAGCAGGGUGGUUCUGUCAAACUAGACAUUCUACCGGCCACAGCGAAAACCAUUGCACCACAACGGACCGUCACAAGAGGUGUUAACAAGAACGUCCGGGAAGACUUCAAAGCCUCACUGGAGAAACAGUUGAAGAAAACAAACGAACCGAUUAACCAAAUGAUUCACACAUUCCUCAAGGAGGAGAGAACUCUGCUCCUAGAUCAUUUAGGAUAAACGUUUAGUUUGGUAAUAGGUUGCCAUAAAACAGGAAUCAAUGUGCAAACAGUUGCAGAUUUACCAUGGUCUUGGAUAAAAGCUUAAGAAUUGAAGCAGUGCUCACAUGCCCCCACCCCCCACCCCCCAUUUGCUCUUUUAUGUCAACCAAAAGUUUGACACAUUGUUUUAACUUGUUAACACUGAAGACCUAAAAUCUGCCCAUGCAAAUGUAGUGCUUUUUGUGUAAAAUGGGUGUACUCUGGCCAGGUUUAGUGGGUGUGUUUGUUUAAACCAAUAUCCAGGGGUUGGGGGUUUUCAGUAUAUAUGUGGUAAAGGUGCAUUAAACAAAUCUAUGGCCCUACUGAUAUUAAUAAAAGUGCAAAAGCCACUAAUCAGCAUUCAAAAUAAGCACUUGUCCGUUUGUCGUGACGAGUGAAAAUCUAUGUGGACAAGCGAAUUUGCAGUUUUAUUUUAAACAAUCAAAAACAUUGCCCUAGUACUUGAAUAAAACAUACCAUUUAUUUGGACAAGUGAAAAGAUUGAUGGACAAGUAAAUUUCUAGAUGUAUUUGUCUGGUGGACUAGUAAAAAUAUCACUGCUUAUGCUAUAUUUAUAUACUGACGAAAAGAAAUAAGAGAUCACCUAAAUAAACAGCAAAGAGUGGUGCUAAUAAACUCUGAUCUAUAGUGUGAGGAAAUUGAUAGUGUUACUGACACUCAUUUCCACAUUACAUCUUCAUGUGUUGUACAGAUAUUACCACAUUGGUAUACAUUAAAUUUCAUCUAUGAUA
This is a messenger RNA of Gigantopelta aegis, 2801 nucleotides long. RefSeq names its product integrator complex subunit 10-like. Gene Ontology annotation, cellular component: integrator complex. The coding region runs from base 50 to 2029 and encodes 659 amino acids. The record is from RefSeq and is a predicted model, not a curated record. The transcript is spliced from 17 exons. NCBI's taxonomy places the organism in Eukaryota, Metazoa, Mollusca, Gastropoda, Neomphalida, Peltospiridae. Gene Ontology annotation, biological process: snRNA processing.